This is a messenger RNA of Chenopodium quinoa (quinoa), 1037 nucleotides long. RefSeq lists its product as uncharacterized. Bases 131 to 1003 code for a protein of 290 amino acids. The record is from RefSeq and is a predicted model, not a curated record. NCBI's taxonomy places the organism in Eukaryota, Viridiplantae, Streptophyta, Magnoliopsida, Caryophyllales, Amaranthaceae. The transcript is spliced from 6 exons.
AAUUUAACACUAUAUAUUCUAUAAAUCGAAAAUACUAUACUUUAAUUUUAGUAACUAAGUAUUUAAAUUUUGUAACACUACUCUUUCAUCUUGAUCAAUUCAAAAUUCUGUUGUGAUUUAUUCGUGCAUCAUGAAUUCGAAGCAUCUUUCGUCCACUGCUAAUUCUGUCAUCCAUCAAUGUUCUAUGAAAUUACACACCUCUGUGGAUGCAUUGUUGGAAGAAUAUAAGGGAGUAUGGAAGCCAGAGAUGGGCGAAUAUUCACGAAAAUUAGUGGAGUUUUGCUGCUCAAAGGCUGUAAGACAGGGGCCAGCUUGUGGCGAAGAUGACUAUAUUAGUGAUAGUUCCUUUAGCCGCUUCACAUUUGACAUGAUGCUAGCAUGGCAGAUGCCAAGCUCUGCUGAUGAAGAAUCUUACAGGGAAUCUUUAGGUAAAGAGAAAGAAGAGAAGAAAUCCCUUGUAGCGACUCAACCACACGAAGAUGUGUCAUUGUUCUAUUCUGACAUCAUGCCACUGCUCGUUGAUCAUGGACAAGGUGUUAAGGAAGAUGCUUUUGUAUGGUUUGCAACAAUGCUCCCUUUGCCUGGAGAUGUAAUCAAUGGCAGAUUCAUCUUUGAAACGCUUACGGCAUCUACAGCAAACAUUCUCCAUUAUCCAGCCUACGAUAGAUUUCUCACAGAAAUUGCCAAGUGUAUAAGGCAUUUGCAAAAGGAAAAAACACCAAAGGGUGUCAAACUCGCUGAUGAUGAAUAUAUAUUGCAUGUUGAGGGAACGGCAAGUAGUCAACGGGUAGUCCGUCAUAUUGGAGGAACAAGCUGGCCAGGUAGACUGACACUCACCAACUAUGCUCUCUACUUUGAGGCCAUGGGAUCUAUAAAUCAUGAAGAUUCAAUAAAAAUGGAUCUCUCUAGGAAUAUCGAGCAGAGUGUGAAACCAGCUGCUACAGGUCCAUGGGGCGCUCCACUUUUUGAUAAAGCCAUGCUUUAUGAAUCCUCAGAACUGUAAGACUUUGAUCAGCUAGUUAGAAGUAACCUUAUUA